AUGGCGGACUGGGAUACAAGCAGCAGCGACACCCCCCCGCCUCGUGCACGCUCAUCGAGCACCGAGGUACUGUCAGAGAUCAUCGCAGCACAACCACAGCCUGACGAUGCAACACACCUCUCGCUUCCAGGGGAGGAGUAUCUGGCAGAGGGAGAUGUCCAAGUUACCCAAGAGAUAGAGCGAGCUCGCCUUGGCUCGACUCCCCCACCCGCUCGGGUGUAUACCAGAACGGUCAACCUUGAGGUUGCCCACAUGCGGCUCCAGAAUAUCCUGGCCGCGGAUGACGACGAGAGCUCACAACGCUACUCUGUCUUCCAGACCGGAGAGGAAGUCGAUGCGGAGACGAGGAAGCUCGAAGAGCAAGUCUACCUCCGGCGCGAGAACAUGUCGAUCAACUGGCUGAAAGAACGCCAGGUCCCGCUCCUGUACGAUCCGAAGUUCAUCAAGCAAGUGCUCAAGCAUCCACACCGUUAUGCUGGCUUGGUCAGGCCGUUCUACUUGCACCCGCCCAUUGACUUUGACGCUCCCGAGAUCAACUUCUUCGAGCGGCAGUGCCUGCGCUUCGAGGAGUUUAGCCGCUGGCAAGGGUACAACCGCGGCCUGGGUCUGAUGGAAGAAAGACUCUUGAAUGAGUCGUACAAUGCGGCGCUGGUCCGCGAGGCGAAAAGCGCUCGCGAGUGGCUGCAGUUUAUGGCGGAUCCCAGUCUCGCUCACAGCGCUGGUCGGAAGGAGGAAUUCUGGAACAGACGCAAGGAGGAGAGGGAACUGCUGCGCGACGACAGAUGCUCCAACUUUGAAGAGUACCAGGCUAGCGUUUGCGCGCGCUUGGGUCGGAACGGCGUGCAGGUGCAUCGCGGCUUCGCUCUGCUAGCCGACUUUUGGGAGCAGGAUCGCCUGACUAUGUGGACAGAGUACCUCGCGUUCGAGCACUGGCACAAGGAGCAGUACGACGAUGACGUGGAUGAGUGGCGUGCCAAGCACGAUACCUCGUACGAGCAGCUGCAAGGAAAGGUAGCACUGCGCCCUCACGAAUCGCCUUCGUACCUGCAGACGGAAGUGGCCAAGAUGGAGCGCCGCGUCGAAAAAGAUCGAGCAUAUAAUCGGUUCGACAUAGCCUCGCUCGAGUUUGCGAGGGAAGAACAGAGGCGGCCUCGCUCCCAGAACCAGGAGCCGCAGUACGGGGCGCUCAGGCAAUGGACGCAGAAGAUGGCCGCGGCCCAGAGCGAGAUGAAGGCAUCCGAGACGGCCAAGAACUUGGUCGUGCAGCGCGAAAAGGCCAUCGAGGAGUACCUGCACGAGACGGCCACAUACCGCGAGGCGGUCGACAUUCGCAGCCGUCACGAUGCCCUGCUCGAGUGGACCAAGGACCGGUACUGGGAGAUCCGGGCCGACGCCGGUCACCUUGCAGUAGCUCGACGUGACCCAAUGGUUUCGUUUGGCCAGCUCCAAGAGACGUCGGCGGAGGCUGAAGAAGGGCAAGAGGCUGGCCAGAGGACCCAUGAUGCGGAUCCCGUGGCUCUGAGCGAGCAGCAAGCUGCUGCUGCCGAAGCCAAAGCCGAAGCCGGAGCAACGAGACACGAUGAUGAGGAGGACCGAUCUCGUCUCGGCCCAUCUUCGGAGGCGCCCCUGCCCACAGCCGCUCUGCAGACGCCUCCUGACGCAUCACCGCCUGUCUCGUUGCCCCCCGUCGUAUCGCCGUCCCCUGACGUGCCGCUACCUGUACCGCGUCCUGUUCCGUCUCCUCCAACCGCGGAAUCUUCAGAGGAGCCCGCUGCCGUGGAUGCAGCAUUGGCAGAAGCUCAGUCCAUCGGCCAACAAGCACUCGAGCUGGCCAGUGUGGAAGAAGCGGACGCACAAGGUCCUCUGAAUCGACCGUCUCCGGUUGGACAGUCAGAGCCAGCAGCACCCGCGGCCAAACCAGCCACUGAGGCACAGGAUCCCCCAGUUUCACAAAAUACUGGUGAAACUGGGGCAGCCACUCCAGCACCAACUGCUCCUCCCGGGCCGCGAAGAAGCGAGCGCAUCGCAAAGUUGCGCCAACUGGCGGCCGAGAAGAAAGCAGCGGCCGAGAAGAAAGCAGCGGCCGAGAAGGCAGCGGCUGAGAAGGCUGCUGCGGAGAAGGCGGCUGCCAAGAACGUUCGGGCAAGUGCUAAACCAAAAGCCUUGCCGAAGAAACGGCGUGCCGCUCCGGCCAAAGCCGCUGCGGCCAAAGCUGCUCCUGCCAAAGCUGCUACGCCCAAAGCCGCCCCGGUCAAAGUCGCUCCGUCCAACGCAGCCAGCCGGAAGCGCGGGCGCGGCAAGGCCGCCGAGGAGGACAAGGAGGCGCAGGAUGCAGAGCCGCCGGCAAAGAGAACCCGGCGGCGCACUGCAACGAAGUAA
This is a messenger RNA of Cordyceps fumosorosea ARSEF 2679, 2379 nucleotides long. RefSeq lists its product as hypothetical. The coding region runs from base 1 to 2379 and encodes 792 amino acids. The record is from RefSeq and is a predicted model, not a curated record. The transcript is spliced from 2 exons. Lineage: Eukaryota; Fungi; Ascomycota; Sordariomycetes; Hypocreales; Cordycipitaceae.